AUGACGACGCGACAAGCUGCUCUGUCGCUGUACCGUCGCUCGUUGAAGCUUGCGUUGGACUGGGCUGUCCAUCGCCAUCUAUGGCGAGGCCAAGCGCUCUAUAUUCGAUCUCUGUUUGAGGCCAACAGGAAAGUCUCAGACCCUCGGCAACAGAGAGCUUUAUUGGCAGAGACAGAAAAGUUACUAGAGAGCUGGAAGCACCCAGACCCGUAUAUUCCGCCAACAGCCCCGGGAGGCUCCAAAUUCGAACGAAACCUUCCUUCUCCGAUUUUAGACCCCCCCCCUCAUCGAGCAAACCACCAUUAA
Molecule: messenger RNA, 306 nt
Organism: Trichoderma asperellum CBS 433.97
Lineage: Eukaryota; Fungi; Ascomycota; Sordariomycetes; Hypocreales; Hypocreaceae
Source: RefSeq, a predicted model, not a curated record